Messenger RNA from Triticum turgidum subsp. durum (durum wheat), 804 nucleotides. Lineage: Eukaryota; Viridiplantae; Streptophyta; Magnoliopsida; Poales; Poaceae. The record is from the annotation of a GenBank genome assembly.
AUGGAAGUACCCUCUGAUCCUGUGCCGACCGGGGAAGGGAGUGUGGGUGCCAAGGCUAUUGGCCAUGAUGUACUGUUGGUCGACAUUGCAUUCUUCCAAGACGAGCUCUACGUGGUCACCAAGGCCGACGAUCUCUUUGCCCUCCAUCUUGCUGAGGACAAGGAUGGCAAGCCCAUGAUCACUGGUGUCAAACGAAUCAUCAACCAUGCCCCCGGCCAUGAGGACGAUAUGUACUACGAAGCCGACAUGUGGAAGAGGUUGACUAAUGACAUCGGUUCAUCGAGCGACGACGAACACACUGAGAGAGACUACGAGGCAUCAUGUGAACAUGACAACCAUGACACGUUGAUUCAAGAAGACGCUCAUUACGAAUCCGCCGGUGAAGAUAGUGACAACGAACACUUGGCUUUCAGUGAAGAGGAUACAUUUUCUGAAUGUGAAGAGGGGGUGAAAGAAGGGUACGACGCCGUCCACACCAGCAGGCACCUUAUCAAGUCACAAUGUAAACUGCUCAUGGUUAAACGAGAGCGGCUGAUUGCAGCAUCCACUCCAACCGACCACACUCGCAAGAUCAAGGUGUUUGAGGCGGAUAUGGUCACAGGGACAUGGGUACCACUCAACGGUGGGCUAGGCGGCGGCCAGGCGGUACCUUUUUGUGGAGAAGUGGAAGAGGAUGUCAUGUAUUUUCUUGAUACAAAUGACGUGUUUGACAUGAGAUCCGCCACUAUUAGGCCGAUAGCCCCCAUGGAUUUGUUAGAUGACAGAUGGAGGGUGUGGGUUUUUCCACCGGACCUAGUUGUUUAA